This is a messenger RNA of Wyeomyia smithii (pitcher-plant mosquito), 1449 nucleotides long. RefSeq lists its product as uncharacterized. The transcript has a single exon. The record is from RefSeq and is a predicted model, not a curated record. Bases 1 to 1449 code for a protein of 482 amino acids. NCBI's taxonomy places the organism in Eukaryota, Metazoa, Arthropoda, Insecta, Diptera, Culicidae.
AUGACCUCAGCGCAACUUUUUGGAAACCGCUACACAGUUUUCCGGAACGACCGAUCUCAUCUGAACAGCCAAAAGACGCGAGGCGGAGGUGUCUUAAUAGCUGUUUCAGUGGAGUUGAGUUGUCGCAACGAUCCUGCACCUGUUUUCAACACUGUAGAGCAGUUGUGGGUGAUAGUGGAAACGGCAAAUAGCGACAUUAGUAUUGGUGUCAUAUACAUACCCCCUGAUCGAAAGUCCGAUUCUCAGGUGAUUCAACAGCACAUUGACUCGAUAGGCAUGGUACUAUCCCGCUUGGAACUUAAAACUCCUGCUUUACUUUUUGGAGACUACAACCAAUCUGGUUUGCGUUGGUUUAUCCCGGACAAUGGUCACCCUUCAGUGGACACGCUGCAUUCUAAUAUGCCCGCUUAUUGCUGUUCUCUUAACGAUGGACUCUGCUGGCAUGGUCUAACACAAGUCAACAAUAUUUUGAUUGAUAACGAACGUUUGCUGGAUCUUGUAUGGGUAAAUGAUGAAACUUUGCCAAUUUGUUCUGUAUCUGCUGCACACGAGCCGCUGGUCGAGCUUGAAGCUGUUCAUCCUGCUAUCGUUCUUUCGUUAAACCUCUCCUCGACAAUAGUGUACGACGAGCCUUCGGAACUUAGGGCUUUGAAUUUUCGACGUGCUGACUACGCCACACUUACUGCGGCUCUUGGGGAGAUAAACUGGAAUGCUGUAUUGGAACCAUCCAUUAGUAUCGACAAUGCAGUUAAUUCUUUCAGUAGUACGCUGGAAAGUGUGUUCGCCCAAACAGUGUCAUUCUUUGAACCGCCACGAAAGCCACCAUGGUCGAAUCCACGACUACGCACGCUUAAGCGAUUGCGAUCAGCUGCGCUGCGGAAAUAUUGUUGUUACCGCUCUGCUUAUAACAGAAAUCAGUUCACCACUGCCAGCUGUCAAUAUCGAAACUACAACCGCUAUUUGUAUAAUAGGUAUGUAAGGCGCAUACAAAGCAAUCUUCGCGUACACCCGAAACAAUUCUGGUCAUUUGUGAAUACAAAACGCAAGGAAAGGGGUUUGCCUACUUCUAUGUUCCUGGGCAACAAUGUAGCUAACAAUGAAAAUGAAAAAUGCAACCUGUUUGCCGAGCAAUUUCAGCAAAUUUUUAACGAAUCGGUGGCGUCCCCCGAACAAGUUCGUGAAGCCAGUAAUGUAGUACCACGCGACGUAUUAUCAUUCAGAUUACCUCACAUCAGUCCAGAUGAUGUAGUCGCUGCCUUGAAUAAGCUAAAAAGUUCAUACGCUGUUGGUCCGGAUGGUAUCCCUUCGGCGGUUUUGAAGCGAUGUGGAGAAGUCCUUAGUACUCCGAUCGCGAUGUUCUUCAAUUUGUCCGUGCAGCAGUGUACAUUCCCUGACCGAUGGAAAUUUUCAUAUCUUUUUCCCGUCUACAAAAAAAGGAAACAAACGUGA